Vitrella brassicaformis is the source of this 3836-nucleotide messenger RNA. NCBI's taxonomy places the organism in Eukaryota, Vitrellaceae. The record is from the annotation of a GenBank genome assembly.
CUACAACACGGGCUGACAUGUGUGGCUGCUGUGGUGGUGGAGGAAUUGGCGAGUGUGAGGGGGCGGUGGGCUUGGUAAUGGUGGCGGGGGGGACGGAGACAGCGGCCGGAACCGUGGAGGGUCGAUGGGCUCCCACAGCUCAUUCGGGAUGAACAUCUCGCCAUCGUCAUCCUGCAGAGGCAUGGAGAAGGAAAGGUGGAUCAAGUCUGCCAUUGUAGACACGUCGGGUGUCUUUCUUGUGUACCCGAGCUUCUGAGAGAGAGGGCCAGAGUGGCUGGGUGGCGUCUUGUGUUGGUGAUGUUAUCGUGAUGAAGGGCGGGUGGAUCUUCUGAUGAUGAGACACACACACGCACAAGAGAGACGUUCCACGGUUGCAAUAUUGUUUUCCCCCUUCUGUUUGUUUGCCUGAGAUGUACGUGAAGCCGUGCCCUGCACACAUACACACACACACACACACACAAUGGACGCGGAAAGAGGUGCACGCCCUUUCCCGUGCCGCUACAUACAUGAGCAAGCCGUUCUGCCACUCGCUUCUCUCCAGCCUGGCCUGCAAGUCGACCUGCUGCGUCGCACACCCCUGAGUGAACACACAAUUCACAUGCCCGCACACACCAUUCCCUCAGCCGUGUGCUUCUGUAUGUCCGUCAGCCGUGUGUGCACAGAGCUCCGCACACCUUCCUCUUCCGCUCGGUCCAGAUUGGCACAGAUCGGCUGGCCUGGACGCACCUCAUGCCAAUGACGGCCGUGUCUUGUCAGCAGGUUAUUCCUCUCCAGCUGCUGGUAGUACUGUGUCUGAUGGCACAAAGUGUAUGCGUCCGCACUAUGAGCGAACAGCGGUUUAUGUCUGCCUGCCUGCCUGGCUUUCUUCUUUCGCUGACCUCGGCGGAUGACCAAGCGCGGCGCUGUGAGAGCAUGAAACGUCGAAACUACACGCACAAACACAAGACGCAAGCAGGCAGUGCCGUUCCUGUCCGUGUGUCUGCACGCACGCCUGCAUACCUGCAAGUGUGGGGGGAGGACCGUGUGGUCUUCUGGUGGGGCCAACCUGGUGAGCGGCGGAUGCACGUUCUGAUGACAACACACACACACACACACAACAGGCGUAUGUUAUUGCCAUUGCCACCAGCAGUAGGAGGGGGAAUCUGUGUUUGCCUUGAGUGUCAGCAGCUCUUCGCGAUAGACAUUCAACUCCAUCCUGCACAGAGACACACACACACGGAUGGACAAGCGAACGAACGCAUUUGUGCCCAUCGAAGUGCCCCCCUCCGUACAUGAGCAGGCCGUUCUGCCACUCGCUCCUCUCCACCCUGGCCUGCAGAUCGGCCUGCUGCGUCACGCAUCCCUGAGUGAGUACACAAUACACAUGCCCCCACACACCAAUCCCUCAGCCUUGUAUUUUCACGGGUCUGCGUGGGUAUCGACUCACGUCUCGUUCAUCUAUUUGCUCUCGCAGCCGCGAGAGGUCCCUCACUUGCUGGUGAUGUACUCGGUGAUGCGUGAACUUCGCGCCUCCGCGCUCUCGUGGGCCUCCCUCUCCUUCUCCAGCAGCUCUUUCAUCCUGAGGGAAAAGACGACAACACGAAACACACAACAUGUAGGUGUGCCAUGGUGUGUGUUCUCUACCCUCUUACUCUGCGACGGUGUGGCGGUUCUCCUCGGCCUCUGCCUCAAGCUUGAGGCACCUCUCCUUCUCGUCCCUGCAGAAGUUGAAGAGAGGAUAAUGCAAACCGAAUCUUCCGUCGAUCAGUGGACGCCUCACUGGAGCUCACAGAGUCGGUCUUCCUUGUCCUCCCGAAGACGCCUUAAAACACACACAUUCCGGUCACAGUGUAGUUGGCGACGUGAUGGCGAUUCUGCGUGCUUACUCGCAUUCAAUGAGCAGCUCGUCCCGCUCCCGUCGCAGGCUGUCCAUCUCGUGUUGCUGCUGCUGCCGCUCGGCCGCCCUAUUUAGCUCCUCGAGGGACCUGAGACGGAGUAGAGAGAGACAGAGACGCGUGAUGGCGUGAAGGUGUGGCUGAGUGACAGAUCUUGGUCAUUCUGAGCAUUGGCUUGCUUAUUCGCUGACGGACAGACAAGAGAGCAUCGCAUUUGGUCGUGUGUCUCAUCCAUCGCUGUGUUUGUCUAAUUCAUGCUCACGCGAUGGCCAUGUCUGCCUCCAUGUCUUCCUUGUCCUCCUUGUCGUGCGGCUCCUCCGGCGGCUCUCGAUCUUCCUGCUCACCGUCGACAGCGGCAUUGGAUAGCUGCUCCAGGUCCUCGCCAGUCGCGUCGGGCUGCAUACAACCAAACCAAAUUAUUUCGAAAGGAUCCGUGGUUGUUCCUCUCCGGCGGAUACCUUUUCGUCUUCCUCUUCGUUGAGUUCCUUGUCCUCUUCGUCGAUUGCCGCCACCGUCUCUGAACAUCAACAAGGAGCGAUGCGUCUGUGUGACACGACAUGCUGCAAUACGUACCUCGGUCCGGCGCUUGCUGGGCGACGACGCCGACACGUCCUGCAUACACACAUGCACCACACACAUGCGUCUCCUGUUCAUGGCCCUGCCGUCCUUUGCUCCUUUAUGGCGUCUUGGAUGUGCGCGCUGCAAUCAAAGGGGCGCAGACAGACAAUGCCGUGUGGAUGAUGCAUGUAAAAAAGUUGGCAGCCCAUACUGACUUGCGGGGCCCUUCGCCCGUAGCGUUGGGCAUCGGGCGUUGACGAGGUUUCGGCCCCUUCCACCUGUCUACAAUUUGACAAUAACGAAUUGAGCUCAAUGCCUACCUGUCUGUGCGCCUCCGUGCGCGAGAAUCGGAAGAAGAGACCCCAGGAUAUAAAAUGUAGACAACGAUCGACCACAUUGACAGCUCAAGCUGCUCAAGCUGCCACAUUCAUUCACACACACAUCACCACACACAUUCAUCCGGCCACGUAUGUGAAUGCAUUUGCAUAGCCACCUACCGGCGUCGACUGUUUGUUGUCGUCUCGAAUCGUGAUGGAUACGACAUCUCCCCCUACACAAAUACGUGGGAGAGACAUAUGAAUAAAUGUCUAUAUGUCUGUGUCUGUGUCUGUUUGUCUGCUCGCUCCCGUACUUUGGCAGUGUUCUUGGUCGCCAGAGCGGUUAUGAUAUUGUCAAUGCCGACGCGGUCGGCCACCGUCCCUACAACUGCAGCCUGCAUGUUGGAAUGAAUGGUUGCAGGUUGCCAUCGAACGAGCCAAUGAAUGGUGUUUUGGUUGUGCUAUGUCGAUCUGUGCAAGCGUGUAUACCAGGUUCUCCUUUGGUGUGAUGUCUAUGUCUCGAAUCGGAUGGAAAUCGACAUCUCCCCCUACACAAACACUCGAAUGGUCCUUGAUUGCCACUAUUCUCUGGGGGCUUACACGUUGGGGGCGGGCGGGUAUCUGCUUCUCGCCCUCCUCGAUGUUGUCCUGGGUGUCAUUGGCCGCCUUGGCUUCUUUACACCACACAAACCAACAGCAGAGAGAAAGCAUACGUACAUCUGAUGCAGUCCGGCCGAAUGCCUACCGGUCUCGUGCCGCUGCUGCUGCCCCAUCCCCUGCUUCUGCUCCUGAGAGUCGGUCUCCCGCUGGUGGUCUUCCUCUUCCUCGGCCUCCCCCGCGUGCUGCAGCCCGCGUGUACAGGACACAGACAGACAAGAAGCACCGAGUGCAAUAUAAAGAGGGAGAUACCACACACUCACAGAUACCUGUGUGGUGGCUGGUUGCUGUUGUUCCAGUCCUUGUUGCUCGUCGUCCUGUUGUCCUCUCCUGCAGAAGGGCACAUCAAGUCGAUACACAACCGUACACGUGCCCCGCACCGUGCUUCCUACCAGGCCCUCCCCCCCUUGUCCCCUAUUGCGGCCUGCAU